This is a messenger RNA of Hirsutella rhossiliensis, 2718 nucleotides long. Its product is annotated as PIF1 protein. The coding region runs from base 1 to 2718 and encodes 905 amino acids. NCBI's taxonomy places the organism in Eukaryota, Fungi, Ascomycota, Sordariomycetes, Hypocreales, Ophiocordycipitaceae. The record is from RefSeq and is a predicted model, not a curated record. The transcript is spliced from 9 exons.
AUGCUGUGCUACCGGAAGCGCACGAGAAAAGAGCUGAGGGAGGUGGCAUGGGACCAGUGGUUGUCAAGUCCUAUCCCUAAGGCUGGGUGGUCGCCAUUUGCGUGCCGGAGUUGCUUCCGCGAGGGCGAGCCUGUCCCGCUUCAUAGACGUCUCGGUUGUGAGCACACGUUCCCGGAUGAGCUCAAGGGCCUGACGCCGGUGGAGGAGAAGCUGAUCGCGCUGAACUCGUGCUACGGAUUCCACGUCAAGGGCCACAUCACGGUGUUCCCAAACAACGUAAUGGACGAGAUCCACGUCUCGUGGCAGGGGGCGCUAAGGCCGACACCGAGCGAUCUGUCGAGUCUCCUAUCGAGAUGGAGAGCUGGGGGAGACCCGGCCCACGGGGUGCCGCCGUUGGUGUACGAGCGCCUGGAGCGGAACGAGCCGUCGGCGUGGGAGAAGACGCGGACGGCGCACGUCGUGCCGCCCACGGAGCGGGCCAUGGACGACGAGGGGGCGGUGGAGAUCGAAGAAGUCCUCGCCAUGCUCAACCAAGGGGAAAGCACGACGAGUCGCGAGGCCGGCGAGCCAGAGGCAAGCGAGGUGGACGAGGUGCGUGGUCAGAGCUGCGGCGAGGCCGAUGAUAAUGCGAAGACGGUCAACGAGGUGACCUCGUCAGGGAUGUUUGCGUUGGACGGACCGCCCGACGUGGCCGACGUCGACAAGCUGCGCAUGCUGAGCGUGACGAGGAAGAACUUCCGCAAGGUGGAGCGCAUCGUACGGUCGCUGACCGCAGACGGGUUAGCGGCAGCUAGAGCCGAGCUGGAGAGCACAGGCAAGACGACCGACGACGGCGUGAAAGAGCUUCUCAGGAGCCUCUCGCUCUAUGGCUAUCGUCAGCCCAUGUCGAGAGAGCUCCGUCUCAGUAUGCGGCACAAGAUCCUGGCGCUCAUCGUCCGCUACGGCGUGCCUGCGAUCUGGUUCACGAUCAACCCAAACGACAUCACGAACCCGGUGAAGCUCCGACUGGCAGCGUACCGCACGCGCGACCCUGAGGCGGCCGAGGAGUUCCUGCGGAGCCUCGAUAUGUCGUUCAAACGGGUGAGGCUGUCCGUCUCCGACCCGAUGAGCUCAGCCAUGUUCUUCCACCGGGAGAUGACGCUGUUCUUCGAGCAUUACGUAAAUGCAGGGGAGUCGGUGUUCGGGCGCAUCGGCCACUACUACGGUGCCGUGGAGACCAACGAACGAGGAUCCCUUCACGUCCACGGGCUGCUCUGGUUACACGGAAACGCGCACCUGAGCUCCAUGCUUUCCGACGCCCACGGGGAGGAGCAGGCGGCGUACCGUGAGCGAAUCAUCCGCUAUGUCGAUAGCGUCUUCUGUGAGGACUUGGACCAGGAAGGCUUCUGCGCCGUGCAGGCGGAGCGUUCGGUGACGUCUGACGUCUCAUCCCUGCUGGACAGUGCCGAGCAGUUCUCGGCCGGAUUCGAAGAGGAAGCCAACUUCUGCGCCGGCGCGACGCAGAUCCACACCCACAGCCCGACAUGCGUCAAGUACUCCCUGGGCAACAAGGGGCGAAGGGGCGACCUCUGUCGCUUCAAGGCGCCAUGGAAGCUGGUCGAGGAGACGACGCUCACAGGACGGCGUGCUGCGGAUCCGCAGGACGCAUCCCAUGGUGAAUCGGUGGAACAAGGCCAUCGCCGUGGGCUCCGCCACAACCACGACAUCUCCUUCAUAGCGACGCAGCGGAAGACCAUGGCUCUCGUCUAUUACGUGACGAAUUACGCGACCAAGGUAGAGGACCCGACGUGGAAGCGCGUCGCCGCGGCCGCGGAACUGCUGCCCGUCGUCGCAGCAGGUGGCCAGCCGGGUGCCAGGGAGGAUGCCGGAAAUGGCGUCGUCGGCGGCGACGACGGAACCAAGAAUAAUAAGACGCGGCAGUUUCUGAUGAGAGUGGCGAACAGGAUAUUCACGGAGCGCGCCCUGUCGCAAGUCGAGGUCGUCGCCCAUCUCCUGGGAUACCCGAGCGAGUUCACGAGCAGCAGCGCCUGGGCGUACCUGAACGUGUCGGUGCUCUACUGGCACGUCUCCAGGCGCUGGCGACACCUUCGGCAGGAGAGCGGCACCGCGGUCGCAGACGUGUCCGUGGACGAGUCGGUCGCCGUGGAGGAAGCAGGCGAGAGGAUCAGCUUCGCCGAGGCGUACCAUCAUCGCGGACACGUCCUACGAGGCUUGUGCCUAUAUGACUAUGUUUCGCUCGUCAGGCUCCAACGCGUCGGCAAGGACGGGUGCUCCGGUGCCUGGGAGAGCAAGGAUUUCGAGCAAGACGACGAGGAACAAUGCCACCGCCGAGCAGCCGUGCAGCAUCUUGCCCUAUUCGCGCCGUGGAGACCUUUCUUAGCGAAGAGCGAGGCGACAUCAACGAGAUAUGGAGGCGCGCACGAGAGCGGCUUCCGCCAAGAACCUCGUGCCUCGUCGAUAACGUUCAACUACUCCGGCGGUCCGCCGAGGACGCAAAGCGAGACGCCAAGCAAUGGGCAGCGUCGUCCGGCGACGGGGAUCCGGCCGGCGCACCUGGCGAUUGGGGGAGGAUGGGGAGGGCCGGGCGAGGCGGACCGCGAGGCGGGAUCCGCGUACCAGUCCGACAACGUCGGAAACGCAACGCGACUGAUCGAUGUCGUUAGAAGCGCGACCGGCGCGAACCAGAUCACGGCGGGUCGCGGGAGCUUUCGGGAAUGA